This is a messenger RNA of Rangifer tarandus platyrhynchus (Svalbard reindeer), 312 nucleotides long. The record is from the annotation of a GenBank genome assembly. NCBI's taxonomy places the organism in Eukaryota, Metazoa, Chordata, Mammalia, Artiodactyla, Cervidae.
AUGCCCUCCUCCUGGGUUCUGACAAAGGAGAAAGGGGCCUCUGUGGCCGCUUGGAGGGCCAGUGGGACCCACAGGAGAACUGUGGAAAGCCUGGACUUCGCCUGUGAGGAGCACACGUAUGCUGGCUUGCUCCUGGAGCGGGGCAGAGAGGGCGGAUGGAAAACCAUUGGAGGAGUGGCCUGGUUUCCAGCUCCUGUCCCAGCGUGUGACUCAGUCAGAGCCAGUGAACACGCCAGCCCUGCUCACCUCACAUCACAGCUCCACGCUGGAGUUAGGGCUGCCACGAACAAGGCAAGAGCCGUGCUGUGGUAG